CUUAUCUUUUUUUCGUCCUCGCUACAGUAUAUUAAGGGGGAGGAGCUAGACACGAUGACAGGAAACAUCGAUGAGAAGAGAAGCACCUAGGCUAGGACGGAUAACCGGGUCACAGUGGCAGAACAUCGUUUAGGCUACUUUUAUAGGGCACAGUGGGAGAAUCAGGAUGCAGCAUAUGUCUUAUACGCUAUAGAUGUUUUAAAAUCCACAAGUGCCAGCCAGGCAGAGUCGUGACAUGAAAAUAUUAGGCCACUAUAGUCUAUAUGUUUUACUUGCAAAUUACAUUUGGAUUUUUUGUUUCUAACAGAUCUGCAUUUAUUUGUGAAUUUCUUUAAUUCUCUGGCCCCGCCGACCGAGUUUCGAUUGAACUUUUCCACUGGACGACUUUUGCAACUAAAAGCACCAAAAUAAUCGUUGGAUCAUCUGACAUGGCUUCCUGUGCUGAAGAGCAGCUCAUGUGUUCAAUUUGUUUGGGCGUGUUCACUGAUCCUGUAACUAUUUCUUGUGGACACAACUUUUGCAUAGCCUGCAUUAGAAGGCACAGAGACACCAGUCCAUACUCAAGGUGCCCACUAUGUGGGGUGGUAUUGGAUUUGAAAACAAAUUUCAAAAUUAAUACAACAAUUAAAGAAAUCGCAGAGAGCAUCAAAAGAAAAAGAAUCCAGGAGAAGACUGAGGUAACCUGUGAUAGUUGCCCAAAGAGGAAGUGGAUUGCUAUCAAGUCGUGUUUACAUUGUGGAAUCUCUUUCUGUGAGAGUCACUUGGAGCCGCAUAAAACUGCAGAGAAACUCAUGAAGCACAAACUGAUCGAUCCUGUAGAGAAUCUUGAUGAUUAUAUUUGCAGGAAACAUGAAAGACCUCUGGAACUGUACUGCAAAGAUGAUGAAAUAGCUGUAUGUAGGUUCUGUACAGAAAAUGACCACAAGGCUCAUAAUACAAUUCACAUGGAAGAGGAGAGUUUGAACUUAGUGAUGAAGACUAAAGUAGAGUGGAAAAUUCAGGACAGGAUGCGAAAAAUUAAAGAAAUUAAACAUUCUACAAGGUUUAAUAAGCGAGCCACGGAGAAAGAGACUGAAGAGAACACCAGGUUUUUCAGGGACAUUUUUGAGAGGUGCAGUGCAGAACUUGGGAAAGAAAUGGAAGAAAAAGAGACACAAACAGAGAGGCGAGCCGAAGAGCUCAUCGGUGAGCUGGAACAAGAGAUCAUGGAACUUAAAAGAAGAAAGACUAAACUGGAGCAUCCUUUGGAUUUUAUACAGAUGAUUAACCUCCAGCGUGACACCUUAUGUAACAGUCGCUCAUCAAACAUAAGAACCAGUGUUCACGAACAUGGAGCUAAUCUAAGAAAGGCCAUAUCACAGCUUCAGAAUAGACUACAUGAGAAAAUGAGAGAAACUGUUUCCAGAGAGCUGCGGAGUAUACAACGUUUUGCAGUGGAUGUGACGUUUGAUCCCGACACAGCUUAUCCUGAACUCAUGUUGUCUGAUGAUGGGAAAAAGGUUUGGAAUGCAGGAAAAUCACGGCAUAUUCCUGAAAACCCAAAACAGUUUGACUAUUGCUCAUGUAUCUUGGGAAAGGAUGGAUUUUCCUUACAAAACUUUUAUUUUGAGGUUGACAUAAGCGGGAAGACAGAAUGGGAUGUGGGUGUGGCAACAGAAUCUGUAAACAGGAAAGGGGAUAUUGGCCUUAGCCCUGAAAAUGGAUAUUGGACGGUAUGGCUGAGGAAGAGUAAUGAGUAUGCAGCAAAUGAUGUCAUCCCUGUCCCUCUCAUCUUAAAAGAGAAACCAGUGAAAAUAGGAGUGUUCGUAGAUUUUGAAGGGGGUCUGAUCUCAUUUUAUGAUGUUGAAGCCAGGUAUCACAUCUAUUCUUUUACAGGGCAGACAUUUGCUGAAAAACUCUAUCCAUAUUUCAGUCCUGGAGAAUAUGAGGAAGGGCAAAAUUUACAGCCCAUCAUCAUUACAUCUGUUGACUCUAUAGAAUAAAACAAGUUGAACUACACUGUAAGAAAUAUAUUGUGAAAAUUACAGUAAUUUACUGGCAGUCCUGUACUGUGUUUUUUUUAUUACAGUAAGUUACUUGUCAAUGGCUGCCAGUUAGUAACUGUGAUUGUUUAUUACAGUAAGUUACUUGUCAAUGGCUGGCAGUUAGUAACUGUGAUUGUUUAUUACAGUAAGUUACUUGUCAACGGCUGCCAGUAAAUUACUGUGUUUUUAUUACAGUAAGUUACUUGUAAAUGGCUGCCAGUUAGUAACUGUGCUUGUUUAUUACAGUAAGUUACUCAUCAAUAGCUGGAGGUUAAUUAUUGUGUUUUUACAGCAAUUUGAUUGUCAAUGGUUGCUACUAAGUUACUGUGUUUUUUACAGAUAAUGUAGAUGAUUUGGAAACAGCUCCUGACUUAAGAAUAUAAUUAUUAAUGUGGUUUUAAUUUACUAACUUUCUUAGGAUGAUUGCUUAAAAGUGAACCUAGAGCCAAAACCAAAAUGGAUCACAGAUCACUUAUUCUGGUUUGUAUCUUUACGACUUACAGUUUCUGACCGUAUUAAUAAUUUCUUGUAAGUAAAAAAAUAUUGUUCCAUCAAGUUCCAGCACUUUAUGCUUGGACUGAUACAAGUUGAUCACACUGUUUGACAAAUACACUGUCUCUAUUUUAAGCUUAAUUUGAAAACAUUUCCUAAACAAACAACAAAGUGCAAAAACAUGGCAUAAUGUAAUCAUCCCCCCAAACAAGUCCAUAAACACUGGGGAACACUGCUAAUAGAGCGCUGCUAUGUACUCUAAGGAAAUAAAUACUCUAGGACUAGGUAGACUAACUCCAACUGUGUCUCCAAUAAUGUAAACGAAAUGUACAAUAAAGAUGGGUGUAUAGUGCACAUUUUCACAGCUGAACUGAAUAUUGUUCCACAUGAAAUGUUACAGAAGAUU
This is a messenger RNA of Triplophysa rosa, 2922 nucleotides long. RefSeq names its product zinc-binding protein A33-like. The coding region runs from base 429 to 1982 and encodes 517 amino acids. The transcript is spliced from 7 exons. The record is from RefSeq and is a predicted model, not a curated record. Gene Ontology annotation, molecular function: protein binding; zinc ion binding. Lineage: Eukaryota; Metazoa; Chordata; Actinopteri; Cypriniformes; Nemacheilidae.